Messenger RNA from Fusarium fujikuroi IMI 58289, 1740 nucleotides. RefSeq lists its product as uncharacterized. The transcript is spliced from 4 exons. The coding region runs from base 1 to 1740 and encodes 579 amino acids. The record is from RefSeq and is a predicted model, not a curated record. NCBI's taxonomy places the organism in Eukaryota, Fungi, Ascomycota, Sordariomycetes, Hypocreales, Nectriaceae.
AUGUCCGUCGACCUGGUCUUUCAGUCAUGGUACAAGGGCGAUGGUACGAAUAAAGCGGAUAUAGCGCAUAACGCCUUCAAAUCGGUCAAGAAACACUUUGAACAGAGCAAUUCAUUAAGCAGUGAUGAGAAGGCUCUUUUAGGGAAGAAGUCGUCGUUACAAGAAGUUGAAAAGGCAGUCAGCGAUGCUUUCGCAAAGUACGAAGCCAAGAGCGAAGCCUCCAAAACACGGAAAUGGUUAUUGAAGGCCUCUGAAUCAAUAUGCCAUUAUGGCCAAGUACUUGAUGUCUUUGUUCAGCAUCAUCCUGAGUACGUCUCCUUGGCCUGGGGACUGAUGAAGGUGAUGUUUAUCAGCGUGGUCAAUCACGGCGAGACACUCAAAUUAUUAUCAAAAUCUCUCUUCGAGGUGGCACAGCGUCUUCCACGCAUUAAACAUCUAUCCGCUCUGUAUCCGACCAAGAACAUGAAGACAGCCAUUGAAAGCCUCUAUUCUUGCAUCAUGGAGUUUUUACUCAUUGCUCACUCCUGGUGUAACGAGUCAAAGUUCAAACACAUUUACCACAGCUUCACAAGACCACACGAGUUGAGAUACAGCGAUCUGUUACAGAGGAUAGAAACUUGCACGGGCAACAUCAACGAACUUGCAACUGUGGGAUCACAGACUGAGCUUCGAGUUAUGCACGACACUCAGUCAUCAAAACUCAACGAAAUCAUCUUAAGUUUACAAACUAGUGAGAAGACUAGGCAAGCGCAGAUAGAUGGCCUCAAUUGCGCUAUCUCUAGAUUGGAGAUAUCGAGUCGAGACCAUGAUAGGAAGCUCAACUUGAUCAUGCAGUGGCUAGAGGCUUCUGGGUUGACAAUUAACGACUUGUUGACAAAGAUAGAGACUUUCCACUCUAUCCAGACAAGUGCGCAGCUGGAUACCAACCAAAAGCUCUCUUCUCUGCAGUUGUCUCAAGCAUUGGCAACCUUCUCUCAGAGCCUUGAGGACCCCAAGUCUUUAUACAAACACCAUUUGUUCCUCAGAAAUCGGAGGGCUUCUGGGAGAGGAGCAACAGUAACUACCAACGAGUUCUGGCUGUCCCCAAAACUCGCAAGAUGGUCCUCGUGCCCAAAUUCCUCUCUCACAAUCAUCAGAGGCAGCUUCACGACCCGUUGGGCAAUCCAGGACUUCGCUAUAGAUAUCAUACAAGCAGUUACCAUGAUGAACAUACCAGCUAUCUGGGUACUGGGCAGUGCAAACAAGACGAGCCCCAAUGCGAUGCUGAGUCCAGCCGAUUUGGUGAGGUACCUGACCUACCAAGCGUUGCAAAUUGAGGGAACAGUUACGACGGAAAAGCAGAUGUCAUUACGGCAUUCACAGCUGGAGGAAGCCAAGACUAGUCAAGACUGGCUUGCACUCUUCAGGUUAAUCAUGCAAGACUUGGGAGGGCAGAUCUAUAUUAUCAUUGAUCUUGCGACUGCGAGCUCCGGUCCCAAAGGAUCUGGUCAAGCCGACUUGAUCUCCCAACUGAACGAAAUGUUAGAAGGCCUGAGUAGCAAGAAACCACAAAGGGGAUCACGAACCAAGGUGAAGAUCAUAUUGCUUGUCUACGACUAUAAUUGGAUGAGCUUGAUCCCGAGGGAAAUUUAUGAUCGCCUUGUCCCAGUCAAGAUAUCGGGAACUAAAGGAUUACAAGGAAAGAGAAUGCGGACAGCCGUUAAUACACGAAUCCUACCGAGACAGAGAGAUAUACGUUAG